Molecule: messenger RNA, 2574 nt
Organism: Menidia menidia (Atlantic silverside)
Lineage: Eukaryota; Metazoa; Chordata; Actinopteri; Atheriniformes; Atherinopsidae
Source: the annotation of a GenBank genome assembly
CGCCGGAUGUGCUACGUUGGCUCGGGACACGUGAUGCGACUUGACGGCCACCAAAUCCCGAAGUUGCGGUGUGUUGACUGAGCAAUGGUGGUUCCGUCUGUUUAAAGCCGGAAAUUUUUACCAGCCAAUUGCGGCUGAAACAGACGACGGGGACCCAGAGGCCCCGGCUUUGACGGUUACAGCAGGCGGGCGUUUAGGUGUUAUCCGGGGCGCUAGAUACUUUCACGGGGCCCGCGGAAAACAUAGUUAAGCUAACGUUAAAUAGCCACCAUGUCGGGGGAAGAAUUGCCUAGCCGUGUCGCCUCUCUUCUCCGGCGUUUGGCUGCCCUCUGAUCCCGAAUCAGAACUCACACGAGCAGCUUUGGACUCGGCUGUCAAUGUAGCUAACAGCUGGCACUUGGCAGUACUCGACACGGACUGGUUUGCGGUAGCCCGUUAGCUUACCAUGGCAGAGAGCUUCGAGGAGUCCGGCUUCUGCUCCCUGGGCUCGGACGUCCCCGGACAGGGCGCUGCUGGUGCCCCGCUGCUGCCGACUUUGGCCAACUCUCUCCCGGCGGGACACCCGGUGGGUAGCAGUGCUCAGAGCAGCCCUGGCUCGGCCUCCCCCCCUCCGGCAGCCUCUGCGCACGGCGGCCUAACCUCCGUAUUGGCCCCGGUUUCCGCUGUCGGUGUGGGGAACGCGUUUCCUCCCGGCCCUGCGCCACCUGUCGUGGCCGUGUCCCCGUCACCUCUGGCCGGCGUGGGCCUGGGUGUCGCCGGGGUGGCAGGAGGGGGCCUCCUGUCCCAAAUCCACGCCACGUCCUGGGACCCGACUCUCAGCACGGACUGGGACAACGAGAAGGCUUCACAGCAGUGCAUCCUCCGGAUUAAGAGGGACAUCAUGUCCAUCUACAAGGAGCCCCCGCCUGGGAUGUUUGUUGUUCCUGAUCCACAAGACAUGACCAAGAUCCAUGCCCUGAUCACAGGGCCCUUCGACACGCCCUACGAGGGCGGCUUCUUCCUCUUCCUGUUCCGCUGCCCUCCAGACUACCCCAUCCACCCGCCCCGGGUCAAACUCAUAACCACCGGACACAACACCGUCCGCUUCAACCCCAACUUCUACCGCAACGGCAAAGUGUGCCUCAGCAUCCUGGGGACGUGGACGGGCCCUGCCUGGAGCCCAGCGCAGAGCAUAUCGUCUGUCCUCAUUUCCAUCCAGUCUCUGAUGACGGAGAACCCCUACCACAACGAGCCGGGCUUCGAGCAGGAGCGGCACCCGGGGGACAGCAAGAACUACAACGAGUGCAUCCGCCAUGAAACCAUGAGGGUGGCUGUGUGCGACAUGCUGGAGGGCAAGGUUAACUGUCCUCAGGCUCUCUGGAGUGUGAUGGAGAAAUCCUUCCUAGAAUACUUUGAUUUCUACGAGGGAGUAUGCAAAGAAAGGCUGCAUCUUCAGGGCCAGAACAUGCAGGACCCCUUUGGGGAGAAGCGCGGCCGCUUCGACUACCAGGGCCUGCUGGCUCGCAUCGGAGCCACUCACCGGCGAAUACGAGAGAAAAGCCUGGCAGAGGACGAGCGCAACCAGGCGGACUCGGACUCAGACACCAGCUCCUCGGGAACGGACCCAGACAGCCAGGGCAGCACUCAGCCCUGACCGGGCUCUGCUGGGCGCGUGGCCGGGCUUUUUCUUUUUUUUUUUCCUCCUUCUUUAAUUCUUUAUCUAACUGAUCGAUCGAUUGCUGCAGAGGAUCGUACAAGAAAAGAAUCCACUGCUAAGAUUUGCGGCUUUAUGGGUCCUGCUGGUGUGUGGGGUGGGUCCAGGGCUUCUAGAAAACGAGUGGUAGCACCGGGCUGCCAUCCUGGACUGGGAGACUAGGGCAUUAGAGGACCGAUGGGUUAGAAAGCGCUUUAUAUUUCAUGUCCAGACGAAGGAGGUGGGGACUGAGUCUUAUCCGGAAGGCUUGGACAAGAAGGAGGGAGCUCCUCUCAGUGCUCAGACAUGGGCUGGAGCCACAGUGGGAGAGACCAGCCCCGGUCCGGUUUGCUAGCACUCCUGGAAAACGGGAGGGAAUGGUGGGCAGUGGAGGUCAGAACCGGACCCGUCUGGGGGGGCUUUGCCUUGGACAAAGCAGGCCUCACACAAAGGUCUGGGCCUCCAAUGAAACGGACUCAAGGCGAGUCUGGAUUUCGGUAGGAAGUGAUUCCAGCGCGAUGCGUCUCUGAGAGCAGAAGGAGAAGGCUUUGUUUUCUCUUCUGACGGCCUGGACAGUUUGACCGUUCCCCUGGUUUACUGGCUCGACUCAUAUCCAUCCUCCUGCAGUUGUCCUGUUGUAGUGCUGAAACCGAAUGCUCCAAAAGUGCAUUAUCUGUAAAACCCCGUUGCUUUUUCAUCCUGUGCUUUUUUUUCUCUUUUCUUUUUUUUUUCUAUACGGCAUUUUUUCUGAUUUUGUUGAAAAUUAAAACCUUUUCCUGUAGUAAGCCGGUGUGCUCUUCGUGUUCUUUUCCACCAGUAGAUGUCAGACUCGGCACAGACGGGCCGAAAACCAUUUCAUCUGUUAAGUGGAGCAGCGUUUGGCUGCUCCAUAGGGAGGGGAU